AUAUCUAGCAUGCCUAACAAGUACAAACGAACAGUGGGUUCAAGGCACUAUAAAAACUAUACAGAACACACACUACAACGUUGUUUACUUGCUGUGAAGACCAAACAAAUGACUCAACGAGAAGCUGAAAAAGCAUUCAAAAUUCCUCGGCGAACAAUCAUUAACAAAUUAAAAGCCCAUCAUAUACAGCCUGUGGGACGUCCCACUGUAUUUACUGAACCAGAGGAGAAGAAUUUUGUUGGAAACAUUCAUGUUAUGAGUGAAUAUGGCUUUCCUAUUGAUAAGACUGAUCUUAAAUUUAUUAUUAAGUCAUAUUUGGACAGAAAUGGUAGGCACGUUAAAUUUUUUAAAAACAAUCUACCUGGUCGUACAUGGACAGAUAAUUUCAUUGAACGUCACAAAACCUUAAGUGUUCGCUUAGCUUCUAAUAUUAAAAGGUCAAGGGCCUCUGUAAAUGCCGAAACCUUAACAGAGUAUAUAAAUAAUUUAAAAAUAACUCUAUCUGAUGUUGAUCCACAAAAUAUAUAUAAUUAUGAUGAGACCAACCUAACAGAUAACCCUGGGCAAAAAAAAGUUCUUGUAAAAAGAGGAUCAAAGUAUCCUGAACGAAUAUGUAACACCUCAAAAGUCAGCAUAAGCUUAAUGAUAUGUGGGAAUGCUGUUGGUGACAUUCUUCCUCCAUAUGUUGUGUAUAAAGCUAAAGGUCUUUGGGAGAAUUGGACUGAGCAUGGACCCAAAGGCUGCCGGUAUAAUGCCACAACUUCUGGAUGGUUUGAUGCAAAUGUUUUUACAGAUUGGUUUAAUAAUACACUACUUCGCCAUUUAAAAAAAAAACCAGGUAAAAAAGUUGUGAUUUUGGACAACUUGUCAUCCCAUUUAACACCUGAAGUCAUUGAAAAGUGUAAAGAAAAUGAUAUAUACUUUGUGUGCCUACCACCCAACAGCACGCAUCUCACCCAGCCAUUAGAUGUUGCACUAUUUCAUCCAAUGAAAAUGGCAUGGAGAAAAAUACUUGGGGAAUGGAAAGGAACAACUAAUGGCUUAAAAAAUCCAAUCCUACAAAAGCAGUCAUUUCCAGGAUUAUUAAAAAAACUUUUGGAUGUAUUAGAACCAACAUUAAAAACUACAUUACAAAAUGGAUUUAGGAAAUGUGGUAUAUUUCCUUGUGGAGUUGAAGAAUUAUUGAAUAGACUUCCUAAUGCUUUAAAUGCAAGUUCUAGUGUUGAUGAAUCAUUUAUUGAACAUUUAAAAGUUAAAAGAGCAGAAACCACACAGCCUACAACAAAAAGGAAAAAAAUUAAAGUUCCUGCAGGAACAAGUUAUGCACAUGUUAAUGAAGAGUCAUCAGACAUUGAUGCUAAUAUAAGUGCAGAAGCCAUACUAAUUAAUACUAAUGGUGAAUCGAGUUCAGUAUAUGAUAUAGAUGAUUGCCCAGUGACCAGUGAUGGCAAAUAUACUGUCAAUAAUUUUGUGAUUGUGAAUUAUCUUAAUAAUAUGUACCCAGGUAUAAUAACUAGUAUUGAUGUAGAUGGUGCCAUUGUCAAAUCUAUGGAAAAAACUAAGGCAUUUUAUAAAUGGCCAAUUAAGGAAGAUACAAUGUUCUACAAGUGGAGUGAUACUUUAAUGAAAAUAAAACCACCAGUGUUUGUGAUACGAGGAUACUUUAAAGUUGUAGAGUUGGAUGAAUAUACCACUUAAUUAUGUGAUAAUAAUAUAAAAUUCAUAAGUCUGAUAAUAUGUUAUUUGUAUUGUUUAAAAAGUUAUUUAUAUUUUUAAUAUUAUCAUUACCUAUUAUGGUAAUUAUGAGAGACUGUUAAGUUAUAAAUUUGUUAAAGUUUGCUAUUGUUUUUUUGUUUAAAAUAGAUUAAAAA
This is a messenger RNA of Myzus persicae (green peach aphid), 1871 nucleotides long. RefSeq lists its product as uncharacterized. NCBI's taxonomy places the organism in Eukaryota, Metazoa, Arthropoda, Insecta, Hemiptera, Aphididae. Gene Ontology annotation, cellular component: nucleus. Gene Ontology annotation, molecular function: DNA binding. Bases 10 to 1698 code for a protein of 562 amino acids. The record is from RefSeq and is a predicted model, not a curated record. The transcript is spliced from 2 exons.